Acanthoscelides obtectus is the source of this 525-nucleotide messenger RNA. NCBI's taxonomy places the organism in Eukaryota, Metazoa, Arthropoda, Insecta, Coleoptera, Chrysomelidae. The record is from the annotation of a GenBank genome assembly.
AUGAAGAUAUGUCUACGCUAUCUCGGUUACCCUGGAUAUCAACAAGGUCAGGAACUUGGUGUUACUCAAGCAACGGUAUCUCGGACUGUGGAUAGAGUUGUGAACACCAUAGCUGCACAGUCGAACGAAUGGAUCAAGUUUACAACUACCAACCAUGAACUGUUGGAGGCCAAGCGGAUAUGGCAAAGCAUGUAUAAAUUUCCGACAGCAAUUGGUGUAUCUGAUUGUACACAAAUAGGAAUCCUGAAACCACAUCGCCAUGGAGAUGAGUAUAUCAACCGGAAAGGAAAACCUACUUUAAAUGUGCAAGCCACUUGUGAUGCCAGUGAGAUGUUCACAAGUGUUGAUGUCAGUUGGCCUAGAUCAGUGCAUGAUUUAUGGAGAAAUUCACAGACUAGAUCUCAACUAAUAAAUAAAGCAAAUGUUGUACUACUUGGCGAUGACUGCUAUGGUAUUGAGCCAUGCCUUAUGACUCCCUUCAGAAAUCCUACUCCAGGUGCACAAAUAAAUUAUAAUAAGCUUUAA